CUGGGGCUUAAAGCCAAGAGCGAGUGAAUUCUGUGCAAGUCCUUGCUGACUGGGGCAUUGCGAGCUCAACGGUGCAGAGCUGAGGGAGAGGAGUAGACCGAGGCAGAGAAGAGGAGAAUACCACGACGGAGCCAUGGAGAAUCAAUUCAAGUAUGAGGAUUAUAAGGAAACUGCUGAGUGGCUUUUAUCCCAUACUAAAUUUCGACCAGAAAUUGCAGUGAUCUGUGGUUCUGGAUUGGGGGGAUUGGCGGAUAGACUGACCAAAUUCCAGGCCUUUGACUACAGUGAGAUACCCAACUUCCCUGAAAGCACAGUACCAGGGCACGCAGGGCGGCUGGUAUUCGGAUAUUUAAGUGACAAAUGCUGUGUUAUGAUGCAGGGCCGAUUCCACUCAUAUGAAGGUUACCCACUCUGGAAGGUAGCAUUCCCUGUGAGGGUUUUCCGACUUAUGAAUGUGCACACUUUAAUUGUUACCAAUGCUGCUGGUGGACUGAACCCUGAAUAUGAAGUUGGGGAUAUUAUGCUGAUCCGAGAUCAUAUCAACUUGGCUGGCCUCAGUGGCCAAAAUCCACUCAGAGGCCCCAAUGAUGAGAGGUUUGGAGAAAGGUUUCCUCCCAUGUCUGAUGCCUACGACAGGAUUCUGAGACAGAAGGCCCAUUGCAUAUGGGAGGAAAUGGAACAGGAACGACCACUGCAGGAAGGAACCUAUGUUAUGGUGGGAGGGCCCAACUUUGAAACCAUUGCAGAGUGUCGGUUUCUGCAGAAAGUAGGAGCUGAUGCUGUUGGCAUGAGUACUGUGCCAGAGGUGAUAGUGGCCAGGCAUUGUGGCAUGCGAGUCUUUGGAUUCUCCCUCAUUACGAACAAAUCAGUAUUGGAUUAUGAAAGCCAGGAGACAGCCAAUCAUGAAGAGGUGCUGGCAGCUGGGCGCCUGGCUGCCAAGAAGUUGGAGAAAUUUGUCUGUACUCUUGUGGAAAACAUGCAGCCACCUUCGGAGAAGACUUUUUGACCCACAGGCUGCCUGGCCUCUCCUUUCCCUGAUGCCCACUUUGCAUUCUGGCUUUGCCUCCUUGCUUGAGCCAUUUUCUGCCCUGAGGUUGUGACAGAGAAAUGAGAAAUAUUGGUAUUCCACCUCCUUGGAAUAUUCGCUUAUCCUUUCAAGCCCUUCCUAAUGGCACCUAAUUCUCUUUUAUUCCAUUGGUCCCUUCCCCACCAUGGAAAGCUGGAUCAUUCCAUUGUAGCUCCCAACCAUAGCCAACAUCCCAACAUCCUUCAUUCCACCCCUAGUAGACUUGUCUAGGGAUUAAAUCCACUUUGCACUAAGGAUGCUGCUAAUAUUUUGAAAAGACUACUCAUACAUUCCCAAGGCCUCACCCUGCUAUCCUAUGACUUCUGAGGCCCUUUGUGGUCCAGACCAGUGUAUACUGCAAAUUUAGUACUAUGUGGGAAUAAAAAGACAGUUAGAAAUGU
This is a messenger RNA of Trichosurus vulpecula (common brushtail), 1467 nucleotides long. RefSeq names its product purine nucleoside phosphorylase (gene PNP). Gene Ontology annotation, molecular function: purine-nucleoside phosphorylase activity. Gene Ontology annotation, biological process: nucleoside metabolic process. NCBI's taxonomy places the organism in Eukaryota, Metazoa, Chordata, Mammalia, Diprotodontia, Phalangeridae. Bases 134 to 1006 code for a protein of 290 amino acids. The transcript is spliced from 6 exons. The record is from RefSeq and is a predicted model, not a curated record. Gene Ontology annotation, cellular component: cytoplasm.